AUGCUUCCCAAGCACGUUCUUCUCGCCAUCCUCGGCGCCCUCACCGUUGCUGAGGCUUCGGUCAUCCACUACGAUUCUCCUAUUGCCAAGACUCUCGCCCGACGACAGAACCGAGGUGGAAGGGGAGGCAACCGAGGCGGAAACAAUGGUGGCAAUAACAAUGCCGGCAACCAGAACAAUGGCCAGGACAACGGCCAGAACCAGGGCGGUAACAACAACGCCGGGAACAACAACCAGGCUACCUGCCUCCAGGACAAUGUUAUCCAAGCUGCCUCGGCCAGCACUGGCCAGGGUGAUAUUACGGAAGACGGCCAGGCCGCCUCUGCUACCGAUGACGCCAACUUCAUCAACUUCUGCGCCGGCGAGACCCUGACCAAUGGUCAACAGGUCCAGGGCGGCUCCUGCAACGGUAUCGUCAUGGGCAAGAUCCCUGCCACCAACAGGAUGAUCAGCAGCAUCAUCCAGAACCCUCAGCCCGGUCAGACCAUCCAGGAGAACGAGACGUUCGACAUUGUUGUCAACACCCAGAACCUCGCGGCCGGAUCCUUCACCAACCCGCAGGAGACGUACUACUCGGCUCCUCAGGAUCUCGACGGCCAGGGCCGUAUCAUCGGCCACACCCACGUUACCGUCCAGGACCUCGGAAACGACCUCGCGCCCAACAACCCUCCCGACGCGCAGCAGUUCGUCUUCUUCAAGGGUAUCAACGACGCUGGCAAUGGCCAGGGUAUCCUCUCGGCCACGGUCACUGGUGGUCUCCCCGCCGGUAACUACCGCGUCUGCACGAUGACGGGUGCUUCCAACCAUCAGCCCGUCCUCAUGCCUGUCGCCCAGCGUGGUGCCCAGGAUGACUGCACCAAGUUCACCGUUGGCAAUGCCAAUGCUGGAAACAAUAACAACAACAAUAACGGAGGCAACAACAAUAAUAACAACGGCGGGAACAACAACAACAAUAACGGAGGGAACAACAAUGGCGGCAACAACAACAAUAGUGGGUCUAACGGCCAGAACGCCGGCAAUGGCGGGAACGCUAACGGCCAGCAGAAUAAUGGCAACAACCAGAACGCCGGCCAGGGCGGCCAGGGCGGGGACCAGGCGACCGGCGGCGCCAACAACAACGGCGGAAACAACCGGGGCGGGUUUGGUGGGGGCUUCAGGGGCAAUGGAAACAACGGCAACAACGCCAAUAACGGAAACAAUGCCAACGGUGGAAAUGCCAACGGCGGAAACGCCGCCGACAAUACUGACGGAAACAAUGCCGAUGCCGGCAACACCGGCAAUGCUGGCAACAACGGAAACAAUGGAAAUGCCAACAACGGAAAUCAGGGCGGUGGCUCGGGUGGUGCUAGUGCGGCAAGCGCCCUGGGAGGCAUUGCCGCGCCUGCGGUAGAAGAGGGCGGAAACAAGGACAGGCCCUUCUCAGUCAAUGGCAACACAUUCGUUAACAAGGCGGCAGCAGUGCAACGGGCGUGCGACGUUCAGAACAACCAAUGCGCGAACGCGGUCAACGGCGGGCAACUUCAAGGAGUGAACGUCGGCGACUGCGGUGCCCAAGUCGCGAAAUGUGUUGCGGAGCUCUCAUAA
Messenger RNA from Scedosporium apiospermum, 1584 nucleotides. RefSeq names its product [Skp1-protein]-hydroxyproline N-acetylglucosaminyltransferase. The transcript is spliced from 2 exons. NCBI's taxonomy places the organism in Eukaryota, Fungi, Ascomycota, Sordariomycetes, Microascales, Microascaceae. Bases 1 to 1584 code for a protein of 527 amino acids. The record is from RefSeq and is a predicted model, not a curated record.